Molecule: messenger RNA, 1732 nt
Organism: Protopterus annectens (West African lungfish)
Lineage: Eukaryota; Metazoa; Chordata; Ceratodontiformes; Protopteridae
Product: cytochrome P450 2K1-like
Exons: 9
Coding region: 413-1684 (423 amino acids)
Biological process (GO): xenobiotic metabolic process
Cellular component (GO): cytoplasm; intracellular membrane-bounded organelle
Molecular function (GO): iron ion binding; heme binding; oxidoreductase activity, acting on paired donors, with incorporation or reduction of molecular oxygen, reduced flavin or flavoprotein as one donor, and incorporation of one atom of oxygen
Source: RefSeq, a predicted model, not a curated record
AAAUACAUUUUAUCUCAUAAAAAAGGUCAUCUUGGGUAACUUUCCAGGAAGAAUGCUAUAAUCAGAUAAACUUUAACAGCCUAUAAAAGCUCAGAAUAUCUCGUUGCCAUCAAGGUGCUGCACUAUAUAACAAAACAUGGUUCAGUUAAAAACUAAUGUAAUUUUCUUGGUUUUCAUUAUGUGGGCAGUAAACAUUCUAAGUAGCUUGUUCUCAGUGUCUAAUAUUCUUCUUCUUUCAUUUUUCUUCAUUUGUUAAUUUUAUUUUAAAUCUAAAAAGUCAAACAUAUUCAAAUUUCCACCUGGGCCAACACCAGUUCCAUUAAUAGGAAACCUUCACCUACUGGACAGGAAGCAACCAGAUGUGACUUUAACACAGCUGUCAGAGAAGUAUGGCACAGUAUACACUUUCCACAUGGGUAUGCAAAAGAUUGUUGUGCUGACUGGUUAUGACACAGUGAAGGAUGCUCUUAUAAACCAUGCAGACGAAUUUGGAAACAGAGGGCGUUCACCACUUUUUCAAAAUGCAUUCAAAGACCAUGGUAUCAUUUUUGCCAAUGGAGAAUCUUGGAAGCAGAUGAGAAGAUUUGCCCUUUCCACACUUAGAGAUUUUGGAAUGGGUAAAAAGACUAUUGAACACAGAAUUCUGGAAGAAAGUGUAGCUCUGAUAAAGGUUUUUGAAUCUUUUAAAGGACAGCCAUUUGAGAACACAUUGAUCAUGAACUCUGCUUUGGCCAACAUAAUCUGUUCCAUAAUUUUCGGGCACAGAUUUGAAUAUGAUGAUUCAACAUUCAUUCAGUUUUUAAAAAUUAUUAAUGAGAGUGUUAGACUAAGUGGAUCUUUUAUUAUCCGGCUUUACAAUGCCUUUCCUUUUCUAGGAUUCCUUCCUGGUGCUCUCAAACAAAUAAUUAAGAACAGAGAAGAUUUUAAUCGUGAGAUAAAAAAGAUUUUUGCUGAAUUUAAAUCUACUCUUAAUCCCAGUGAUAUAAGAGGUUUCACUGAUGCAUUCCUUGUCAAGCAAGAAGCUGAGAGGGCUAAAAAUGAAGCCACAUAUUUUGAUGAUGAAAACAUGCUUUAUUCAACAACAAAUUUGUUUGGAGCUGGGACAGAAACAACAUCUACAACACUCCGAUGGGGAUUUCUUUUGAUGGCAAAAUACCCUGAGAUACAAAAUAAGGUACAGAAGGAGAUUGAAAGUGUCAUUGGACCUGUGCGACCCCCUACUGUUGAAGAUCGUAAAAAUAUGCCAUACUGCAAUGCAGUUAUCCAUGAAAUACAAAGAUUUGGCAAUAUUGUUCCCAUGAAUCUUCAGCAUGAGACCUCUAUGGAUACUUAUUUCCGAGGUUAUUUUCUUCCAAAGGGAACUCAAGUGAUUCCUUUGUUAUCAUCUGUACUUCGAGACAAAACUCAGUGGAAGACACCAGACUUGUUUAACCCUUCACAUUUUCUUAACACUGAAGGGCAGUUUGUUAAGAAGGAUGCAUUUAUGCCUUUUUCAGCUGGACGAAGAGCUUGUCUUGGAGAAACUCUGGCCAAAAUGGAGCUUUUUCUGUUAUUUGUGGGUGUAUUGCAGAAAUUUACCUUCUGUCCUCCACCUGGUGUUACUGAAAAGGAACUGGAUUUUGAACCAUGCCUUGGGUCAACACGUUCUCCCAAACCCUUACUACUCUGUGCAGUACCUCGAUAAUGUGCAACACCAUUUUAAUGAAUUGCUAAUAAAAGAACAAUAAAAUAA